Ylistrum balloti is the source of this 4196-nucleotide messenger RNA. RefSeq names its product histone-lysine N-methyltransferase MECOM-like. Gene Ontology annotation, cellular component: nucleus. Gene Ontology annotation, molecular function: DNA-binding transcription activator activity, RNA polymerase II-specific; RNA polymerase II cis-regulatory region sequence-specific DNA binding. The coding region runs from base 245 to 2668 and encodes 807 amino acids. The record is from RefSeq and is a predicted model, not a curated record. Gene Ontology annotation, biological process: regulation of transcription by RNA polymerase II. NCBI's taxonomy places the organism in Eukaryota, Metazoa, Mollusca, Bivalvia, Pectinida, Pectinidae. The transcript is spliced from 4 exons.
ACUAUCUUAGCGUUUUUAAAACUGUGUUCAUUAUUUCUGGAUGAACAAUUAAACAAGACGAUUUUGGAGGUGUAAUCUUUCGGGUGGAACUGACUGACAGACAGACGAGGACAUAUACCUACUGGACACAGGGACAGUGUGAUAUACAAGGAGUCGGUAUUAGAGGGAUGAUUAUCUAGCAAGUACUUCACUUUAAACACAGGUAUUUUACCGAACUGUGAGAGGUGUUCACGCCACAGAGGAAAUGUUACUCUACACCAAUGAUGCUUUGUAUCCAGAGAAGGAGAUCGACAACCAUACUUCCUUGGCUGCCUUCCACGCCAAACUUGACCAAGGAGACUUAAGCUACAAAUGUUCCGAGUGUGAGGAGGUUUUCAGCAACAUGGUGACAUUGAAACGCCAUCAGGCAAUGGCAUGCACAAAGCAAGCACAGCAGUUACAUGAUGUCCAUUCUGACCAGUACAGUCGAUCUGAUGAGGAUAGCACAAGUCUUCAUGAAGGAGAUGAUCAUGUUGAGCAAGACUCAAUGGAAGGAGAAUUUAAAUGUGAUGAAUGUCCCAGAAGCUUUCAGUGGAGAUCAAACCUUAUUCGUCACCAGAUAUCCCAUGAUUCAGGGAAACGUUACAACUGCGAAAAUUGCGAUAAAAUUUUCACAGACCCAAGCAACCUUCAGCGCCACAUCCGGGCCCAGCAUGUGGGAGCACGCUGUCACGCAUGCACAGAAUGUGGGAAAACAUUUGCGACCUCGAGUGGUCUGAAACAGCACCAACAUAUCCACAGUAGUGUGAAGCCAUUUCAGUGCGAAGUUUGUCUCAAGGCGUACACACAGUUCUCCAACCUCUGUCGCCACAAGAGGAUGCAUGCUGACUGCCGUCAACAGAUCAAGUGUAAAGAUUGUGGUCAAGCAUUCUCGACAGUCACCUCACUCAGCAAGCACAAGCGAUUCUGUGAGGGAGCUCUCCGCAACGGCAUGCACAUGCCUUUCUCAGCUGACAAGAUCUCACCAAUGAGUUUGCACAGUGCUGGAAAUCCUGCUAGUACAUUAAACCCGGCCUUACUGAUGGGAAUGUACCGUCCUCCCUAUCCAUUUUAUCCUCCACUUGGAGCCUCCUAUCCAGUGUUUCCAGGAUCUCAUCUCCCAUUCGGAUCACUCAACUCACCGAUGUCUCCAUCAAACCCAUCCAAACUUGGCCAUGCCACAAGUCCUGAGGGCAAAGCUUUUAUCCCAAGAGUCUCACCAAGGCCUGUUUCAUCUGAGCCGGAGAUGGUAAAAGAAGAAAGAUUCCGAAAGAACUCUGUUGGGUCAGAACCAAGCGACUCUCCCUUGAGUUCAUCAAGUGAGCAUGACGGCAGUUCAGCUUCAGAUGCUGAAAGUGAAAGUAGUGUGCGUCGUCAUCAGAAACCCAUCUUAAUGGAAUCCCCAAGACCCGCUGGCUAUCUUCCAGCUAAAUUUCCAUCAGAACCUGUCUCCCAAGUAAUGUCUCCACGGUCGCCACCAACCAGAAGUCCGGUAUUGGAGAAGUCCCCUGAGGAACAGGACACCCCAUUUGAUUUGUCAAAAUCAAGCAGAUCAGCAAUGUCCUCACCAGAUUUGCCACUGAAAGAGAAAUCUUCAGAAACACCUGGCGAACAGCCACUAGACCUCACUCAGAAGGUACCAAAAGAGGUCAGUCCAAUUGACACCAGGAAAACACAUGUAUUUGGAGAAAUGAGGUCAGCAUUGGUGAAUCCUGAGUCAUCAAAACUUCACUAUGCAUACCCACAAUUCCCUAAUCAGCUGCUCUUUGAGCAGACGCUGCGAAUGGACAAGGAAAAGCUCAGUCAGUGCCUGCAGGAAAAUGCCAGGUAUAUGCCAUAUACAAGAUUUCCUAUUACAAGCUCUCCAUUCGUAAAUUCUCCCAUCAGUCCAUAUGGAAUGAAGUCUGAAAGCUUAGACAAAACAAUGUCUCCUAUUCUGAAAAUGGACAAAUUCCCAGAGCAAUUUUCAUAUCCUGCCAACAAACUUAAGGAGCGGUAUUCCUGUAAAUUUUGCGGAAAAGUUUUUCCACGUUCGGCUAACUUGACCCGCCAUUUGAGAACACACACUGGCGAACAGCCCUACAAAUGCAAAUACUGCGAACGCUCGUUCAGUAUUUCUUCUAAUCUUCAGCGACAUGUAAGGAACAUUCACAAUAAGGAAAAGCCAUUCAAAUGUCCACUGUGUGAUCGCUGCUUCGGCCAACAGACCAACCUUGAUCGCCACCUGAAGAAGCAUGAAUCUGAAGGUCCAAAUGUGAUAGACUCCCCUAUCAAUGAACCAGAUCUUGAUGAGAAAGACGAGUCUUACUUCUCAGAGAUUCGUAACUUCAUUGGAAAGGCAACCGAUUCUGGUCUGUCCCAUGGAAUUCUGAAUGGUAACAUGCAACAGCAUCCACUUCUUGACCAUCAAGUAGAUCGUACAGACAAACUUGACAUGGCUGAAGAGGAUUCCGACUUGGAUGAAGAAAUGGAAGAAAAUGAUGAACCCGUCAUGAAGAAAAUCUGUCUCAAUCAACAAAUCCUAUCUAAUAACAAUCAGGAAGGGAAGACAACUCCGCUCCACAAUGGUUUCUACAACAACGUUGUUGUACCAGAACGGGAGUUUGUAAACCGUUCUCCUACCCCAACUCAACUGGCUUGUUCGUCAUGAGGGAGGGUUUAAAUGGACAAUAUAAAAAAACAUCUUCAUCUAUUUAUAGACCAAAUAAUCUGUCAUGUGUCAAUAUGCCGUAAUUGCAUUUAUACAUAAAUGUAUAUCAUCUUAAUUUAUUUUUAAAAUUGGCAGUUUAAAACUAUUGCACUAGUCAUGAUAAUUUUUGAGAUUUCUCUGGCUGAACUGACUUUUAUAGAAUCAGAAAAUGUUUGUUAUGAUUUUGGAAUUCAGAACUGAUUGAGUACUUAUCAAUUGAAUGUGAUGCAAAUCUUAUUCAAAUAAUGGACCAAUUCGAAGUAAUUUCAUUCCAUCAGAAUCUAUUUUGUAAGGUUAAAAUUCCAGCUUUUGAAUCUGUUAUUGUUAUGAAAUUGUCUGUAGGGCAGUUUGAUUAGUUAAAUCUUUGUUUGAACAACAUACAUACAUUCCUGUAUUUUGUUAAAUUUGGCUGAAUUUAAAAUACUUUUUUUUUUGAAGUUAAAAGAUAAACACUUGUUAAGACUAUAUUGUUAUUUUUCAGAUAUCAAUUUCAUUCCUGGGUAUUGUGAGUCUCAACUUAAACAAAUUUGUUUAGAAAAAUUGUGUAGAAUUUAUUUUCUUGAGAAUAUUUUUUCUUAUCGUUUUUGACCAGGAUUUUGGAGAGUAAAAUUUACAUAAAUUGUGUUACCUCCCUUUGUUGCUCUCCGUUGUGAAUAGUUUGAAUGAAAUAUCAUAUUUUACCUGUAAGAAGUCCAGAAGAAUUUAUUUUAAAACCACAAAAAGUUGAAAUACAGAAAAUUUUUAUUCAGUAUGGUUUAUUUCUCACCUGUUAAAUAUCGUUAUAUGGAAAUGUUUUCGUUAAUUAUAACAGAACAUGGGCUUAUUACAGGUAAAGUAGGAUUCCAGGAUGUUCAUCUUGAGAUAUGAUACCAAAAUUAGAUACUAUUUGUAAAUAUAUUCUGAAAGCUGCCAUAUAUUUCCGCGAACAGCUGUGAUUGACUCCUCCUGCCAUGUGUACAAACGUAUGUUAAUUUAUAUGUAUAUAAGUGAACUGAUGUUUCUAUUGCCUCAAGUGAAGGACCAAAUUUCAAAUGUAAAUUUGUCGUAUAUUUGUGUAUAUAUAUUAUCACCGUUUCACUGUAUCAUGAGUGUACCCACAAGCUGUUCCACAUGCAGCUAGCUUUGUUUGCUCCACAUCAUUUUUUUCAGUAAAUUUUUUUUAGAUAUAUUUUGUGUUUUUUGAAAAUGGAUCCAUCAGGAAUUCCUUUGGGUCUCUAAUAUCAUGUUGGUUACAUUUUUUUUUGUGUCCUUUGAUCAAAAGGAUAUACUAUUAAGUGCUGUUGUCAGAGUGUAUAUAUAUAUAUAGAGAGAUUUUUUUUAUUAUAGUUUAAAUUUGCUAUGGUGCUUUUUUUUCAGAAAUGACUUUUUUUUGCAUGUCUGAUUUUGGCUUAUAUAGUAAAAUUAUUUUGUGAAUAAGUCUCAUUUCAACAGAAUUGAAAAGAAGAAAAUUAACAUAUAACUUCAACGUAAAAUUAAAGAAUCACUAUUU